Molecule: messenger RNA, 4269 nt
Organism: Scedosporium apiospermum
Lineage: Eukaryota; Fungi; Ascomycota; Sordariomycetes; Microascales; Microascaceae
Exons: 5
Coding region: 1-4269 (1422 amino acids)
Biological process (GO): microtubule organizing center organization; nuclear migration; establishment of mitotic spindle orientation
Cellular component (GO): nuclear envelope; kinetochore; microtubule associated complex
Molecular function (GO): microtubule plus-end binding; dynein complex binding
Source: RefSeq, a predicted model, not a curated record
AUGAAGCCGCUGAAGGAGAGGCUCAAAAAGUUUCGGAAGGGGAGGUCUUGCCCCGCCAAUGUUAGCUCGAACGAUGACGCCGCGGAACCUGCAUCGGGCGUUACGUCAUCAGUGCCUGUCUUCUCUCAAAUUCCAAGUCUUGGGGAGCCUCCUCAAACUCAACCUCGCAUCCAGUUCACGCGAUCAGAAGACCAAGAACAGAACCCCAAAGCUAACCAAAAUCGCCCCUCGCCCAAAACCGACGACACUAGCAGUCUGGCCAGCCAGCUCUGGACCCAGGCAUACGACGAGGUCAAAAGUGAUAACGAGAAGUUGGUGGAUGAAUACGAAACUAUUAUCUUGCGCACCGCUUUCCAAGAUGAGUCUACUCUACAGGAUGAGGGUGCCAGAGACUGCCAAAUCGGCGUUGCCCAGAAACGGACACGAAUGGUCCAAGCAGUUGAGGCCGGCUUAAAGAAGACCGAGGAAGAGGCCGCCCUGAAGCAGCAGGUACAGGAAGGUAUACGCAUCGUGACCUCAGUGAAAGAAUUCGUAGGAAAAGCGCUCAAGAACGCCCCGGAAGCAGCGGCUGCCUGGGGCGGGGUGUGCUUGUUGUUGCAGGUCCUUGAAAACCCAAUCAACGAGGCAACUGCAAAUCGAAGUGGCAUCUCUUACGUUGUUUCAAGGAUGGACUGGUAUUGGGAAUUGUCAAAUCUUCUUGACAAACCCCACGGAACGCAAACCUCGCUGCGGGGCGAACUGGAGAAGCACAUCAUCUCCCUCUACAAAGCGUUCCUGACAUACCAAAUGAAGAGCGUCUGCUCUUACUACCGAAACCGAAUUGCCGGAUUUCUUCGCGACGUAAUUAAGCUUGACGACUGGGAAGGCACCGUGAAGUCUAUCAAAGAUGCCGAGCAAGUCAUCCAGCAGGACAUUGACAAAUAUAGCAGCGAGGAUAUCAAGCAAUCGCUCAGGGACAUCGCCAAGCACGCAAACACCCAGUGCGAAUCCCUUGAAAGCCUUUGCGCGAAGCAGGAGGCCUGGCGACAAGACGACAAGAAUGUGAAAUGCCUUUCCGACCUGCGGCUAACUGAUCCUCGCCUUGAUAAAGAGCGCAUUGAGGAUACGAAGGGGGGUCUAUUCAAAGGCGCCUCCAACUGGAUUCUUGGCCACGAAGAUUUCCGAAAAUGGAUCGAAGACGAUAACGUCAAUCUAUUGUGGAUCAGGGGCGACCCAGGAAAGGGCAAGACAAUGCUUCUAAUGACUAUCGUCGACGAGCUAGAGCGGAAGAUAUCAAAGACCAGCACACUCGCCUACUUCUUCUGCCAAGGCACAGAUGAGAAGCUUAACAAUGCUACUACUGUUGUGAGGGGCUUGGUAUAUAUGCUCGCAUAUAAGUGUCCGAACCUCAUCACGCACCUUCAGAGAGACUAUGAUCGUGCGGGACGCGGGCUUUUCGAGGAUGGCAAUGCAUUCUACGCAUUGUCAGGUAUCCUAGAACGAAUGCUCGGCGAUGCCAGCCUUGGCAAAGUUCUAAUUGCAGUCGACGCCCUUGACGAAUGCAUCGUGGAUCAAGAUCGCCUCCUAAAGCUCAUCCUCCGCACAACCAGGUCUCGAGCUAGAUGGGUUGUCUCCAGCCGAAAUAAGGACGAGAUUGAUUAUGGUCUCCAGGGCGCUUCGGGAACUAAAUUAUCCUUGGAAAUCACGGAGAACGCAGAGCAGGUGGCUGACGCAGUCAACAAGUUCAUCGAUCAUAAAACCUCAGAGCUGCCGGUGCUGCGAGAUGACGAGAAGAAAAGAAACAUAGUGCGGGAUGUCAUACGCAGGAAGGCAGACGGCACAUUCCUCUGGGUUGCCCUUGUUACUGAAGAGCUUAGCAAAGCACAACCUUGGCGUGUACAACAAGUUGUUGAGGGCAUCCCUAGCGGCUUAAACGGCCUCUAUGAUCGCAUGAUUUCCCAGAUCGAGACGUCAGCGGGGAGCGAAUGGGAUCUUUGUCAACCUGUGCUAGCAACAGUGGUGUUGGCCCGUCGACCUCUCACUCUUGCUGAGCUAGGCAUCUUAUCGGGACUACCUCCGGAAAUCUCGGAUAAUCCGGCGUACGUUCGACUCGUCGUCGCCUCCUGUGGCUCCUUCCUCACAGUCAAGGGCCAAUCCGUAUAUGUCAUUCACCAGUCAGCCAAAGACUAUUUAUCCUCGAAAGCUAGCGUUUGUCCUGACGGCAAAGAGGCAAUGCACUAUGCUCUCCAUUUCCGGUCAAUUCAGGCCCUAUCAAGCCGUCCGCUGCAACGGAACAUCUACGCCAUCCCACAGCUCGGUCAAUUCACCGAUGAUGUCAAAAUACCAACGCCGGACCCAUUAGCCGCCUUGCGCUACUGUUGCGUUCACUGGAUCAAUCAUCUCUGUGAAGCAUUCUCAAAAGGCAGUGGUAGCAAGCACAGACAUCAUCUCGGUGACGAUGGCCCAAUUUUCUGCUUCCUUGAGGGCCAUUUCCUUCACUGGCUAGAGGCGACAAGCCUCAUACAAGCUAUGCCCGAAGCUAUCCUCUCAGUGAAAAGUUUGAGGAACUUACUCAGGACCCUCGGAGGCCAUAGCUAUUCGGUCAGCUCGGUAGCGUUUUCGCACGAUUCCAAGCUCGUGGCUUCAGCAUCCCACUGUACUGUUAAGAUUUGGGAUGUGGAAACGGGAGGCCAGGUCCGCACCCUCGAGGGCCAUAGUGAUAAGGUCACUUCAGUAACAUUCUCGCACGAUUCCAAGCUCGCGAUUUCAGUAUCCCGCUCGACUGCUAAGAUCUGGGAUGUGGAAACGGGAGGCGAAGUCCGUAGCCUUAUGAGUUACAUCGAGAAGGUAGCGUUCUCACACGAUUCCAAGCUUGUGGCUUCAGCAUCCGGCUGUACUGUUAAGAUCUGGGAUGUGAAUACGGGCGGCGAGGUCUGCACCCUCGCGGGCCAUAGUGAUAAGGUCACAUCAGUAGCAUUCUCGCACGAUUCCAAGCUCGUGGCUUCAGGAUCCUAUGACCGAACUGUUAAGAUCUGGGAUGUGGAAACCGCAGGUGGUGAGGGAACAAGGGGCGUGGUCCGCACCCUCAAGGGCUAUAACCAUCAGGUUAUAUCAGUAGCGUUCUCGCAUGAUUCCAAACUUGUGGCUUCAGCAUCCGAUGAUGGUGCUGUUAAGAUCUGGGAUGUGGAAGCGGGCAAUGGGGUCAACCUCACCACCCUUAAGGGCCAUGGCUAUUGGACCCAGUCGCUAGCCUUCUCACAGGAUUUCAAGCUCGUGGCUUCAGCAUCCCAGCGCACUAUUAAGAUCUGGGGUUUGGACACGGGCAAUGGAGUUAACCUUACCACCCUCGAGGGCCAUGGCGAUCAGGUCACAUCAGUAGCGUUCUCACACGAUUCCAAGCUCGUGGCUUCAGCAUCCUAUGACCGUACUGUUAAGAUCUGGGAUAUCGAAGCGAGUGAUAAUGUUGUCGACCUUACCACCCUCGAGGGCCAUGGCGAUCAGGUCACAUCAGUAGUGUUCUCGCCUAAUUCUAAGCUCCUAGCUUCAGCAUCUUAUAACGGUACUAUUAAGAUCUGGGAUGUGGAAACUGCAGAAGAUGAGGUCUGCACCCUCAAGGGCCAUGGCUAUGGGCUCAUGUCGGUAGCGUUCUCGCCUGAUUCCAAGCUCAUGGCUUCGGCAUCUCGCCUUACUCUCAAGAUUUGGGAUAUGGGAAUUGCAGGUGGUGAGGUCUGCACCCUCGAGGACUAUGGGUAUAACGAUUACAUUACACCGGUAGCGUUCUCUCACGAUUCUAAGCUUGUGGCUUCAGCAUCCGGCUAUACUGUUAAGAUCUGGGAUGUGAAUACGGGCGGCGAGGUCUGCAUGCUCGUGGGCCAUAGUGAUAAGGUCACGUCACUAGCGUUCUCGCACAAUUCCAAGCUUGUAGCUUCAGCAUCUGAUGACCAUACUGUUAAGAUCUGGGAUAUGGAAACGGGAGUUGAGAUCCGCACCCUCAAGGGCCAUUCCGAUGGGGUCACAUCGGUAGCGUUCUCGCACGAUUCCAAAUUGGUUGCUUCAGCAUCUUAUGGUGAUAUUAAGAUCUGGGGUGUGGAAACCACUAGGGAAACCACUAGUGAUGAGGUCUACACUCGCGAGAUUCCUAGUUGGACAAUGGAUCAGCUGGAAUGGAUCACCAGCACUUUGGCUGCCCCCAGAUUACCAGCCAUUGUGCUCGGCUGUGUCACGGAUGAAGGUGGUGGUCGGCUGCGGUUCCGGGAGGGUCGUUAUAUUGAGGUUUUCCGGAGCACCUAG